This is a messenger RNA of Rhizophagus irregularis DAOM 181602=DAOM 197198, 870 nucleotides long. The record is from RefSeq and is a predicted model, not a curated record. Lineage: Eukaryota; Fungi; Glomeromycota; Glomeromycetes; Glomerales; Glomeraceae.
AAACUAAUAUUCAAAAUGUCAAUUCAAAAUCUGCUGAGGACUUCUAGGUCGAAUUAUGGUUUGCAAUUUGCAAGUUUAUAUAGAUUGACUUCGAUAAGAAGAUAUUCCACAAAAGUGAAUGUAAUACAAGCAAAUAAUAUACAAAUGAACGCCAGUGUAAAGGACAAGCCUAUUACUAACACUAGCGAUACCAAGAGUUACUCAUUUGCAAAUAGACGUAGGGCUAUUCGUGGAUUAAAAAAUCAUUAUUAUUAUAUAUAUAUAAUGUUUUUUCAAAAUAUUCAUAUUUCUAAACUCCCUAUUUCUGUUACUCAUCAAGAUAUUGAAAUGUUAAUUCAAGGAAUUUAUCCUGACAAUGAAAACCCCAUCAAUAAAUAUAUUCCUAAGGAAAUUCAAAUGGAUCCAUUAAAUUAUCGUGUUGGCAAAUGUAUUAUUUUAGCAGGACUGCCGCGGGACGUAACCAAAUCCUAUCUAGAGGAAUAUUUAAUACAAAAAUCCAACAAACGCUUUGAACUUGCUGAUGUUACUCGAGAGGCUGCAACUAUAAGUGAUACAUCAAAAUGGUUAAUAUUAUCCAAUAGUUCGGAAGAUAUUUAUUUCAUAUUUGAUAGAAUACAUAAUAACAGAUAUGGCUUUAGUGAAGGUUCUCCCUCAGAGAAAGGAUUUAAAAUAGAGGCUCAAACUGCGUUAGACUAUAUUAAAGGACAUGAAGUAUUUCCACACACAAAAGUAAUAGUGUAUCGGGCGCAGUAUGGUAUGAUUAUUUAUAAUUUGUUGAAAGUUUCAGGUCUUAUAGUUGAUGAAUUAGCUAAAACUGAAGGUGGGAAAGAUAUACAAUCAUUAUUUCGUAGGAUCAUGUUAACAUGUUAA